UUCGGCAACUUUGGAAACCUCUACAACGCCGCUGCAAUCAUGGGAAAUCCGGCGGUUGCAAAACACGGAGUAACUAUCCUCCACGGUCUGGACCGGGCUGUGAAGAACAUGGACGACAUCAAGAACGUCUAUUCCGAGCUGAGCGUGCUGCACUCCGAGAAACUGCACGUGGAUCCUGAUAACUUCAGGCUGCUUUCCGACUGCCUGACCAUUGUGCUCGCCACUAAGAUGGGCAAAGGCUUCACUGGUGAGGUCCAGGCAGCUUUCCAGAAGUUCAUGGCCGUGGUGGUGUCCGCCCUGGGAAGACAGUACCACUAGAGAGAUUCAGCAGAAGAUCACGCAGAGCAUAAGUUCUUUUUUUUGUCAUGUCUCAAAGGCAAAAAUAAAUAAAAGAAUACGCAUAUUCCACAA
This is a messenger RNA of Plectropomus leopardus (leopard coralgrouper), 411 nucleotides long. The record is from RefSeq and is a predicted model, not a curated record. Lineage: Eukaryota; Metazoa; Chordata; Actinopteri; Perciformes; Serranidae.